CCCCUGUCACCCUCCUGAGCACCUCUCUGCCUGCCGAAUUACUGAGGCCAUUACAGUUGGAUUCCAUUUCUCCACUUCAGGCACGGAAUAAGCCCAGCAAGCUGGGGUGGCCUCAUUCCGGUGAUGGCUCUCCGUACCAGCUGCUUCCUGUUGGUGGUGAUGUUUUCUGCAAGUUGUAAAGCCAUCACCUCCUCGGAUGGGAUGUGCACUGAGAAAGAAGCCAACAACACAUAUAACUGUGAAAAUUUAGGUCUCACAGAAGUUCCCAAUACGUUACCAAAUACAACAGAAUUUUUGGAAUUCGGCUUUAAUUUCUUGCCUACACUUGAAAAUACAACUUUCAGCAGACUCGUAAGUCUUAUCUUCUUGGACUUAACCAGGUGCCAGAUCAACUGGGUACAUGAAGACACUUUUCAAAACCAUCAUCAGUUGAACACAAUUGUGUUGACUGGAAAUCCCCUGAUAUUCAUGGCAGAAACAUCUCUUAAUGGGCCCAAGUCGCUGAAGCAUCUUUUCUUAAUCCAAACAGGAAUAUCCAAUCUUGAGUUUAUCCCAAUGCACAAUCUGGAAAACUUGGAAAGCUUGCAUCUAGGAAGCAACCAUAUUUCCUCCAUUAAGUUCCCAGAAAACUUCCCAACCCGGAAUCUGAAAGUUCUGGAUUUUCAGAAUAAUGCUAUUCACUACCUCUCUAGUGAAGACAUGCAUGUUCUGGAACAGGCCACCAACCUAAGCCUUAAUUUCAAUGGCAAUGACAUUAAAGGCAUCGAGCCUGGAGCUUUCCAUUCAAACAUCUUCCAAAGUUUGAAAUUUGGAGGGACUCUUAACUUGUCUGUUGUAUUAAAAGGUCUACAGAACUCUACUACUCAGUCUCUCUGGCUGGGGUCAUAUGAAGACACUGAUGACCAAGACCUUACGUCAGCCAUGUUUGAUGGACUUUGUGACAUAUCUGUUGAAAGCAUCAAUCUACAGAAGCACUAUAUCUCUGAUAUCUCAUCUGCCACAUUUCGGUGCUUCACUCAACUCCAGGAAUUGGAUCUGACGGCAAAUCACUUAAAUGAGUUACCCUCUGGGAUUGAGGGGAUGAAGGCUCUCAAGAAAUUAGUUCUCAAUGUAAAUAGUUUUGACCAAUUGUGUCAAAUCAAUGCUGCCAGUUUUCCAUCCCUUACAGACCUCUCUGUCAAAGGCAACAUAAGGAAACUUGACCUCGGUGCUGGGUGUUUGGAAAAACUAGAAAAUCUUCAGAAACUUGAUUUAAGCCACAGUGAUAUAGAGGCUUCUGACUGCUGCAAUCUUCAGCUCAAAAACCUGGCCCUCUUACAGUACCUAAACCUGAGCUACAAUGAGCCUCUCGGUCUCCGGAGUCAGGCGUUCAAAGAAUGUCCUCGGCUAGAAGGUCUAGAUUUGGCAUUUACCCACUUGUACAUUAAGGGUCCACAAAGUCCUUUCCAAAACCUCCAUCUCCUACAGGUUCUGAAUCUUUCUCACUGUCUCCUGGAUACCAGCAAUCAGCACUUUCUAACAGGCCUGGUGGAUCUCCGCCAUCUAAAUUUACAGGGGAAUCACUUUCAGGAUAGGAGUAUCUCAAAGACCAACCUACUUCAGACCUUGAGCAGCUUGGAGAUUCUUAUUUUAUCCUCCUGUGACCUCCUCUUCAUAGACAAGCAAGCAUUCCAGAGCCUUAGGAAAUUGAGUCAUGUUGACUUAAGCUACAACAGCCUGACGGGCAAUAGCAUUGAUGCUCUUAGUCAUCUUCAGGGAAUCUACCUCAAUAUGGCCGCCAAUAACAUCCACAUCAUCCCAUCUCAUCUCCUCCCCACCUUGUCCCAGCAGAGCACCAUUAAUUUAAGUCACAAUCCCCUGGACUGCACUUGUUCAAAUAUUCAUUUUGUAACAUGGUACAAAGAAAACCUGCAGAAAUUUGAGGGCUCAGAGGACACCAAGUGUGCAAACCCCCCAUCUUUAAGAGGAGUUAAGCUGUCUGAUGUCAAACUGUCUUGUGGGAUUACGGCCACGGGCAUUUUCUUUCUUGUAGUAUUUUUAUUCUUGGUUGCCAUUCUGCUCAUUUUUUCAGUUAAAUUCCUUCUGAGAUGGAAAUACCAACACAUUUAAUGCUGAAGGUUUCUAGAGAUGGCAAGUCAAUGUGUUCAGUGAGAAUGCCCCAAGUAAACUGUUGUCUGUUCCUUUUCGGUCUGUCAGACUUUUCGGACUGGUUCCUGCAGCUGGGCAGGGAUUCGUUGUGCUUUUCUGAGUCCAAGAGCUAAUGAACCUUCCUGGAACUUAAACUGACUAGGGCUGGGGGCGCCCAACCACAGCUGUGAGAGACCCAGAGCCAUUCCUUCACAUGGAAGGUGGUUGGAGGACCCAUGGCAGGGAAAGGCCAGGAGAAGAAUGCACUAGGAGGCCAUCUCCCUUCCACUUGUGGGCACCCCUCGAAGCAGCUCCUACCCUGACCCUAAAAGAUGAUCAACUCUUCCCACUAAGCAGUGCUGACAGCCCCAGCCCAAACUCUGUCUCCCACAGCUUGGACAUCGUGCUUGGCUCUGAGUCCUCAGUAAGGCAGUCAUUUGAAAAACGUGUUGAGGAUAAAGUCUCAAAGCUUAUUUUAAAUGAAAAAGGGGAUACACGGUGAAUUUAAAAGAAGAGGCCGAGAAAUGAAUCUUGACAUCAAAUUGACUUCACUAAUCUCCUUAAUCCUUAGGUUCCUAAGGCCUCUACAAAGCCGCUAGGGCGCAAAUAGCUACCAAAAAAAAAAAAAAAAAAGGCACCCACCAGCCCCCAUCCCCCAAGGUCUAGGAGUUUAGCUACAUUGGCCCCCCUCUCUUCAGAAUCAUGGAAGCACCUUCUACCUAUCUGGGGUGUUUGCUCUUACAUUACAAAUCCUACCUUAUGCACGGGCCGUGGUCCAAAUGCUCUUCUCAUUUGGAUGCCUGGUCCUUAGAAGCUUCUCUCCCGCAGAAACUAUGAAAUAAAUGGUGGUUUGGUUCCCA
Zalophus californianus (California sea lion) is the source of this 2987-nucleotide messenger RNA. It is a transcript of the gene CD180, whose product is annotated as CD180 molecule. Gene Ontology annotation, cellular component: extracellular matrix. Lineage: Eukaryota; Metazoa; Chordata; Mammalia; Carnivora; Otariidae. The record is from RefSeq and is a predicted model, not a curated record. The transcript is spliced from 3 exons. Gene Ontology annotation, biological process: cellular response to lipopolysaccharide; B cell proliferation involved in immune response; positive regulation of lipopolysaccharide-mediated signaling pathway. The coding region runs from base 124 to 2109 and encodes 661 amino acids. Gene Ontology annotation, molecular function: protein binding.